AUGGUGAACAAUCGCAACUACGACUUCCUGAUUAAGCUGUUGCUAAUAGGCGACUCCGGCGUCGGAAAGUCCUGCUGCUUGCUGCGCUUCAGCGAGGACUCCUUCACCCCGUCAUUCAUCACCACCAUUGGCAUCGAUUUCAAGAUUCGAACUAUUGAGCUCGAUGGGAAGCGCGUCAAGCUGCAGAUAUGGGACACUGCCGGCCAAGAGCGAUUCCGCACCAUUACCACGGCCUACUACCGCGGUGCCAUGGGCAUUCUGCUAGUCUACGACGUCACCGACGAGCGAUCGUUCAACAAUAUCCGAACCUGGUUCCAAAAUGUUGAACAACAUGCCACCGAAGGUGUCAACAGGAUCUUGAUUGGUAACAAGUGCGACUGGGAGGACAAGCGAGUAGUAUCAACAGAGCAGGGCCAGGCUUUGGCCGACGAGCUCGGCAUCCCGUUUCUCGAGGUCUCGGCGAAGAGCAAUAUCAACAUCGACAAAGCCUUCUACAGUUUGGCCGCCGAUAUCAAGAAGCGUCUCAUCGAUAGCUCCAAGAACGACCAAGCGACCGGUACCGGCGUCAACGUUGGUGAUAAGACCGACGCAGGUGGCAGCAAGUGUUGCUAG
This is a messenger RNA of Metarhizium brunneum ARSEF 3297, 612 nucleotides long. RefSeq names its product GTP-binding protein ypt2 (gene ypt2). Gene Ontology annotation, biological process: protein secretion; regulation of exocytosis; protein localization to plasma membrane. Gene Ontology annotation, cellular component: endosome; plasma membrane. Gene Ontology annotation, molecular function: GTPase activity; GTP binding. The record is from RefSeq and is a predicted model, not a curated record. Lineage: Eukaryota; Fungi; Ascomycota; Sordariomycetes; Hypocreales; Clavicipitaceae.